AUGGGUCGAGGGAAGGAGCCUGAACAGACGACGAGUAACCCGGUGGAGGCGAAGAAACAUAGAGACGAAGCGAACGGACAUUUCAAGAACGGGAACUACGGGCGAGCGAUGACGUCACUAGAUAAGCUAAAUAAAUGUAUAUUUCGAAUUGGUGUGAAAACUUCAAUAAGAGGGUGCGAAAACACAUUGAGUUACCAUGACGACCACAGCUCGGGCGAGGAUAUCGAUGACUCUUUACAACGUGUUACAUAA
Messenger RNA from Danaus chrysippus (African queen), 252 nucleotides. The record is from the annotation of a GenBank genome assembly. NCBI's taxonomy places the organism in Eukaryota, Metazoa, Arthropoda, Insecta, Lepidoptera, Nymphalidae.